Molecule: messenger RNA, 2652 nt
Organism: Purpureocillium lilacinum
Lineage: Eukaryota; Fungi; Ascomycota; Sordariomycetes; Hypocreales; Ophiocordycipitaceae
Molecular function (GO): protein binding
Source: RefSeq, a predicted model, not a curated record
AUGAGUCCAAUCGAGCCCGUCGUUUCCGCACAGGAGCCCUUGCCGCCCGGCUAUGGCUUUCUCAGAAAAGGAAACCCCUUCAUGACCGCCCUUUGCCGCCGCAAGACGCAUGCUGCACACAAAGCUCUCUACGUGGUGCGGGACAAGCGAGCUAUCGUCGGCCUCCGCGCCCCGAAAUGGAUCUUGAGCGAGGUCUACCAGGAAGAGCGCGAAAGUAGAUUGAGGCGGCAAGCCAAUGUCGAGAAGCGUGACAGUGGCAUGGAGAACGAGUUCAGAGGCGCUAUUGAACGAAUGUUUCCCAAUGUACCACCAGAAGCUCUCACCAAGAUCAUCAAGCGGGCCACGAAGAAGAGAACCGGGAGGGUAGGGAGGACAGCAAAGCUGACGCUGGGCGAAAAGGUGCGCCUUGCAGUAGCCGCCCACAUUCGACAUUGUCAUACACCAUACGAGCGGAUCUUGGCCAAGGCUGCCAAACGAGCAGCUGUCCGGCGAACAUCCGCAACUCUGGAGCUAUCAUCUGGUGGUGGCUUGCAACAAUUUUCCCAUGACGACCAAUUCGAGUUCGCUGUGGACCAUGACGACCCAUUCAACCUUCGCAAAGGCGAACAUCCCGGCGCCAAGGUAUUGAAACAGCGGGUGGUGGCAGCUCGCACAAGUGGGCGCCUCAACAUUGCGGCUCUUGGUCUCCAAGAAAUUCCACCAGAAGUCCUGAACAUGUAUGACUUGGAAAGCAUCGGGGCCCAGGAUGGCAGCUGGGCCGAAAGCGUGGAUCUCACCAGGCUUGUGGCCGCUGAUAAUCAGCUCGAAAAGUUGGAUGACGCCAUCUUUCCCGACACGAGCCUGGAUGCGCUCCGGGACGACGAUGAUAGCCAGGGCAACAUUUUCGGUGGUCUGGAGACACUCGAUCUGCACGGCAAUCUGCUUUUCCAUGUGCCAUUGGGCUUCCGUCGGCUCACACAGCUGACGUCUCUCAAUCUGUCAUCAAACCGGCUCGACAAUAGCUGCCUCGAUGUAGUCUCACAGAUGACUAGUCUUCGAGACCUAAAGAUGGCGAACAACUCUUUGACCGGUCCACUAGAUGCAGCAAUCGCAAGUCUUGAGCUACUGGAAAUGCUCGAUGUCCACGGAAACAAUCUCUCUGCUCUGCCCUUGAGCAUGGAGAAGUUGUCGCGGCUGCGCAUCUUGAAUUUGAGCGAGAACCACCUGGAGUCGCUGCCUUUCGAUGCUCUGGCGAAAAUGCCACUGACGGAGCUCACUGUGAAGAAGAACAGGCUGAGCGGAACCCUUAUCCAGGAUUCUGUUGGGAUGCUCCCUUGCUUACAGUCACUGGACGCAUCUUCGAAUCAGCUCACCCAGCUGAUAUCACCAGACACCAGUAUCAGCCUUCCUGCGGUCCAUGCUGUGUCGCUAUCUAUGAACAGAUUGCGAGCACUGCCAGACAUGUCGUCGUGGACAAACCUUCUGACGCUGGCUGUGGACGAGAAUAGUAUUGCCACUAUUCCUAACAGCUUCACUGGCCUCGAGAAACUGCGCCACGCUGAUUUUGCGAGUAAUGAUAUCCGCGUCGUGCCCCCGGAGAUCUCUCGAAUGGCUGCUUUGGCUGUGCUUCGGUUGGCCGGCAACCCUCUACGGGACAGGAAGCUCAUAACCGCUUCAAUCGACGAGCUCAAGGAAACACUGGCGGUGCGAUUGGAGCCGCCGCCGCCUUACCAAGAAACUAGAGAGCAGGCGACGAUUACUGGAUUGAUGGAACGACUCGUGGAGCUGGACAGCAAGGCGAUGCCUGCAGUGGACUUGUCCACCGGCCACGAGGCAAUAGAUGACGAUUGCCGAUCCGACGGCGAUGACCACUUCGCAACGCCGCCCACCUCAGCGCCGCAUUCGCCUAGUCGGUCACGGUCUCACACGAUAGGCAGCGACUUGUCGAUGUCCCCGAGCAAGCAGACACAGGGCUGGAUUGUCAAGGCUGGCGGUCUGGUUGACCGAUCGCGGACGGAUUCAUCCGUGCUGGACCCUGCGAUGUGCACGGCAUUGGCCGCUCAACAUCAGGUGCGGCAGGCACAGUUGCACCACAACCUCUUCACUUGCAUCCCCGCCUCCUUGAGCGUCUUCGGGGCGACUCUUAGUUCGCUCUCGCUGACGCAUAAUCAUCUGGCUGGCGACACGUUCUUGACUGCGCGACUGGAACUGCCUGCACUGCGGGAAUUGAACUUGGCAUCGAACCACAUCACAAGCCUGCAAUCAUUGAUCCAACAUCUCGACUCUCCGGUCCUGGAGAAGAUUGAUGUCUCCCUGAAUCGCAUCAAAUCUCUGCCGGAGAACUUGAAGCAAGCCUUUCCCCAACUAACAGUACUAUUGGCUGCAAAUAACCAGCUAAAUGAGCUUGACGCCGAGACAAUCAGAGGCUUGCGGAUUGUCGACGCAUCCAACAACGAUAUUGCGUAUCUGAACCCUCGCAUCGGGCUGCUUGGCGGGCAUCAGGGACUGCAUAGACUCGAGGUAACGGGCAAUCGGUUCAAAGUCCCUAGGUGGAAUAUUUUGGAACGCGGCACUGAGGCAACGCUGCAAUGGUUGCGAGGGCGCGUACCCGCCGAAGACAUGGCUGCAUGGAAGGAGGAAAACGGCGACGACAGUGACUCGACUGGCGAGUGA